Molecule: messenger RNA, 663 nt
Organism: Solanum dulcamara
Lineage: Eukaryota; Viridiplantae; Streptophyta; Magnoliopsida; Solanales; Solanaceae
Product: putative vesicle-associated membrane protein 726
Exons: 5
Coding region: 1-663 (220 amino acids)
Biological process (GO): vesicle-mediated transport
Cellular component (GO): membrane
Source: RefSeq, a predicted model, not a curated record
AUGGGACAACAAACGUUGAUUUAUAGCUUCGUCGCCAGAGGAACAAUAAUUCUGGUGGAGUAUAGUGAAUUCACCGGAAAUUUUAGCAGCAUUGCCAGCCAAUGUUUGCAGAAGUUACCGCCAUCUAGUAACAAAUUCUCAUAUAAUUGCGAUGAUCACACCUUCAAUUUCCUCUCCGAUAAUGGAUUCACCUAUUGUGUCGUGGCUACUGAAUCUGCAGGCAGGGAAAUUCCCCUUGCCUUCUUGGAUAGAGUGAAGGAUGAUUUUAGCAAAAGAUAUGGUGGAGGCAAAGCUGCAACUGCCAGUGCUAAAAGCCUCAAUAGGGAAUUUGGGUCAAAAUUAAAAGAGCACAUGAAAUACUGUUGUGAUCAUCCUGAAGAAAUCAGUAAGCUUUCUAAGGUCAAGGCUCAAGUUUCUGAAGUUAAGGGAGUUAUGAUGGAAAACAUUGAGAAGGUUCUUGACCGUGGUGAGAAGAUUGAGCUUCUAGUCGAUAAAACAGAUAAUCUUCGAUCACAGGCUCAAGACUUCAGACAACAGGGGACAAAGAUAAGGAGGAAGAUGUGGUUUGAAAAUAUGAAGAUAAAACUGGUGGUUUUUGCUAUCAUCUUGGUCUUGCUUCUCAUUGUCAUUUUAUCUGUCUGCCCUGGCUUCAAAUGCACGUGA